AUGUUGCAGCCCUUUGCUAAUUUUGAGGGUUGGCCGAAGGGUUCGGCUGAGAGGGAGGAGGCGUUUUCGAGGGCGAAGGGGUGGAUUGAGGUUAUGAGGACUGUUGGGACGGAUUUGUUGCAGGUUGGAGCAACCGAUACACCAUCCCACAAAAUCUCCACCAGCCGAUCAGACAUCGUCUCCGACCUCCGCGAACUAGCCAGCAUGCUAGAAGCAGAGAACUUCCGCAUGGCCUUCGAAAACUGGUGCUGGUCCACCCACGCCCUAGGCUGGAAAAGCGCCUGGGAAAUCGUGCGAGACGUCGACCGACCAAACGUCGGCCUCUGCCUCGACACAUUCCAAACGGCCGGAAGUGAAUACGGCGAUCCAACUGUCGAAUCCGGGCUAAUCGAAAGCGUCUCCCCGGAAAAGCUACGCGAAAACUUCGACGCAAGUAUGGAUGAACUUGCGUCCACGGUCCCCCCGGACAAGAUCUAUGUACUCCAGAUCUCGGAUGCGUAUAAGGUUUCCCCGCCUUUGGAGGAUAAAGUUGUUAGAUAUUUGAGGCCGCGGGGAAGGUGGAGUCAUGAUUAUCGGCCUAUGCCGUAUGAUGGGGGGUAUUUACCUAUUGAGGAUGUUGCGAAGGCGGUGCUGAAGACGGGUUUCCGGGGUUGGUUUUCUAUGGAGAUUUUUGAUGGGGGUCCGGAUGGGAAGGGGAGGACGUAUGAGAUGGGUGCUUUUGCUAGGCAGGCGAUGGCUAAUAUGCAGAAGCUUUUGAAAAAUUGUGCAAAUUCUUAG
Molecule: messenger RNA, 777 nt
Organism: Penicillium argentinense
Lineage: Eukaryota; Fungi; Ascomycota; Eurotiomycetes; Eurotiales; Aspergillaceae
Product: sugar phosphate isomerase/epimerase family protein
Exons: 2
Coding region: 1-777 (258 amino acids)
Source: RefSeq, a predicted model, not a curated record